Aspergillus tanneri is the source of this 402-nucleotide messenger RNA. It is a transcript of the gene ISU1, whose product is annotated as putative iron-sulfur cofactor synthesis protein (Isu1). Gene Ontology annotation, biological process: intracellular iron ion homeostasis; iron-sulfur cluster assembly. The coding region runs from base 1 to 402 and encodes 133 amino acids. Gene Ontology annotation, cellular component: cytoplasm; mitochondrial matrix. Lineage: Eukaryota; Fungi; Ascomycota; Eurotiomycetes; Eurotiales; Aspergillaceae. The transcript has 2 exons. Gene Ontology annotation, molecular function: ferrous iron binding; 2 iron, 2 sulfur cluster binding. The record is from RefSeq and is a predicted model, not a curated record.
AUGAAAGUCAACCAGGAUGUCGGCAGCGGACUUGUUGGUGCGCCCGCCUGUGGGGAUGUUAUGAAGCUUCAGAUCCGCGUCGACAAGGACACCAAGACGAUCAGUGAUGUCAAGUUCAAGACCUUCGGUUGCGGUAGCGCUAUCGCCAGCUCUAGCUAUCUGACUGAGUUGGUGCGUGGAAUGACUCUCGAAGAGGCCGGGAAGAUUCGCAACACGGAUAUCGCCAAGGAACUGUGUCUGCCUCCUGUGAAGUUGCACUGCUCUAUGCUUGCUGAGGAUGCCAUCAAGUCGGCCAUUUCCGACUACUACACGAAAAACCCUAACGCUCGUUCCACUGACUUGGGUGGCACCGGCGCUGCCAUGCCAGAGGUCAAGGUUGACGGUGCCUCCGCUAGCCUGUAG